Molecule: messenger RNA, 769 nt
Organism: Hibiscus syriacus
Lineage: Eukaryota; Viridiplantae; Streptophyta; Magnoliopsida; Malvales; Malvaceae
Product: probable signal peptidase complex subunit 2
Exons: 5
Coding region: 53-628 (191 amino acids)
Biological process (GO): protein targeting to ER
Cellular component (GO): signal peptidase complex; membrane
Source: RefSeq, a predicted model, not a curated record
CAGUCUCCUCCCGUCUCAUAAAAUCCGCUGCGCCAUUUCCUUAGAAACAAAAAUGGCAGAGAAGAAGGCAGAAACGGGAAAUAAAAACGCGAAGAAGGCGAAUCUCUUAGAUCACAGCUCCAUCAAACACAUCCUCGAUGAAUCCGUCUCCGAGAUGGUUAAGAGUCGUGGACAUGUUGAAGAUUUGAGGAUGAGCAAUAUCAGGUUAUUGAUCGGAACUGUUAUUAUUGUAAUCGCUCUUGUUGCUCAAUUUUACAAAAAGAAGUUCCCCGAAAACCGUGAUUUCCUCAUCGGUUGCAUCGGAUUAUAUGUAGUCUUCAAUGGAGUACUCCAGCUGAUCAUGUACACAAAGGAAAAGAAUGCCAUUCUCUUUACUUAUCCUCCUGCUGGAUCCGUCACCAGCACUGGUCUGGUGGUCUCCUCAAAGUUGCCAAGAUUCUCUGAUCUUUAUACCCUUACGAUAGCGAGUGCAGAUCCCAAGUCAAUCUCUGCAGGGAAAACGGUCGAGUUGACCAAAAGUGUUACCCAAUGGUUCACCAAGGACGGAGUAUUGGUGGAGGGCCUAUUCUGGAAAGACGUCGAAGCACUAGUAAAUGAUUAUGCAGCAGAACCAAAGAAAAAGAAGUGAUCUUGGUAACUAGAUAGUAAGCCUAAUACUCAUAAGUUACUGGUUACCCCGCGAAUUCUGAUAGGUUCAUAACAUUAUUGGUCUUGUGUUUGAGGAUUUUAAACUGAAUGAGCUUUGCCCGAGGAUUAGAAGACAGUUUUC